Fusarium poae is the source of this 948-nucleotide messenger RNA. RefSeq lists its product as uncharacterized. The record is from RefSeq and is a predicted model, not a curated record. The transcript has 2 exons. The annotation marks the transcript as partial. NCBI's taxonomy places the organism in Eukaryota, Fungi, Ascomycota, Sordariomycetes, Hypocreales, Nectriaceae.
AUGGGCUUUAGACUCUUCCCUAGGCAGUCAACAGGUCAAAACACAGAAGAUUCAGAGCAACUACGUCGACGAAUUACAGAAUUAUUCUACGAUCAGGUCCUCAAUGACCGUUAUAUGCUUCUACGACUACAAACGGAAGGCUUUAUUAUUACAAAGACCGGCCUUGAGCGUAUUCGACGAGAUUUGGGGCUUUGGAGGCGUCAAACACCAGAAAUGUCUUCUACGAUAAAGACCAAAUUAUACAAUUUCUUCGAAAACGAAAACGAAUUGCAUACAAAGCUUCAAACCUUUGGUCGUACAUACCUCUAUGUUUACGUACGCCAGCACCAAUUUAUCCUAAGCCGCAAAGCCCUCUAUGAAUGUUAUCGAGAAUUUAUGCCUACGAACGUAUCCGAUCGAUGGCAUACGAUGAAGCAUCGCCGAACCGGGUGGGCACCAGCUGGGCCUGACUUUAUUUGGUCCCUUGAUGCAUAUGAUAAGUUAAAGGCUUGGGGCAUUGAGAUUUAUGCUGCAAUUGAUGCUUAUUCACGGUAUAUUACGUGGUUCUAUUGUGGUAUAUCAGCAAAUACAUCACGAAGUGUUGUAGAGCAGUAUCUUUAUGCCCUUCAACAACGGGAGACUAUGCCGUAUCUUAUUCGGUCUGAUCGUGGCAAUGAGACUCUUUUAAUGGCCGGUGCACAUUAUUACCUUUCGCAAGCGCAAGUACGUAAACGGAAUAAUACGACACUGGAUCAAGUGCAAUUUGACGAUGUUUGGAUCUAUGGCAAAAGUACGCAUAAUGAGAAGAUUGAAAGCUGGUGGCUUCGAUUAAGUAAAGGAAGGGCUAAGUUUUGCGAAUACUUCAGUAUUAUUACUGCUGAAGGCCAGUUUUCACAUGAUUAUCUAUCAGACCGUAUUGCUAUAUUAUAUCUAUAUAUGCCAAUUAUACGAGAAGAGCUCACUGAGUUC